This is a messenger RNA of Priapulus caudatus, 435 nucleotides long. RefSeq lists its product as uncharacterized. NCBI's taxonomy places the organism in Eukaryota, Metazoa, Priapulida, Priapulimorpha, Priapulimorphida, Priapulidae. The coding region runs from base 40 to 435 and encodes 131 amino acids. The record is from RefSeq and is a predicted model, not a curated record. The transcript has 5 exons.
UUACGGCUUAAUGCCAGCGAUCUGCCUCUGAGCGAAGGCAUGUAUCCGAUGCUGCGCUUACCGGAAGAUGUCAGUGACGAUUCUGCGGUCUCCAGUAUGGGGUCCAGCCCAGGAAGCUCUCCUACACAGGGUCGCCUCGACAACGAGAACGUGUCGCUGUCGGAGUGCAGCGUGUCGUUAGGAGAGAGCCGCGACUCGUACAAUGGCGAAGCCGUGCGGAACGCGCCCAACGGUGGCGCCACCGGCGGCAUGUCGCUGAUGCCAGGCUACGAGAGCGAAUCGAAGUUCGCGCCGGACAAGUUUCUCGCGCAUGGCGCUGUCGGUGCGAGCGUGAAGGACCUGGGCCGGCACAUAGCGCACAACCACACGUACCAGGUUCCGCAGGGCGGCUGGCCGCAGCAGCCGCGAGCGCGGCCCGCCGGCAGGGGGCGCUGA